Molecule: messenger RNA, 5723 nt
Organism: Oncorhynchus gorbuscha (pink salmon)
Lineage: Eukaryota; Metazoa; Chordata; Actinopteri; Salmoniformes; Salmonidae
Product: serine/threonine-protein kinase NLK2-like
Exons: 11
Coding region: 1250-2683 (477 amino acids)
Biological process (GO): intracellular signal transduction; protein phosphorylation
Cellular component (GO): nucleus; cytoplasm
Molecular function (GO): ATP binding; MAP kinase activity
Source: RefSeq, a predicted model, not a curated record
UCCUCCUACUCACUAUUCCACUACUUCAAACAGCUGAUUUCCAAGAAAGAAAGGGAUCAUUCGGAAGAAAUGGUUAGCAGAUGACAUAGAUAAUAGCGAUGAAAUUAUAUCACAUAGUAGCUGGUUUAAUCUCUCUUGGCACUUUUCAUUUUCUAUCAGUGGGUAUGAUAGGGCUAGCUUGUUAGCAAUUUAGCUAGCUGGCAACCCCGGCUAACGUUAUUCCGCUAACGUUAGUGAUGCAAAACUGACUUUCGUUGUGUAAAAUCAAAAGAGGACUUCUUCGCGAGGCGAACCACGCGGGUUGGUUUUUCGUUCAUUUCGUUUCGUCUACUGAAACUGUUUUUUUGUCAAAGCAAAUAUAUAGGUCACGAAAGUCUGCUAGCUAAAUACCCGGCUGUCUUAUAUGGGCCAUGAGACAGCUGGUUAGCAUUCGGUCUAAUGCCAGCUAGUUAACGUUCUACGAAUCUGAAUUUCAUUGACCGACAACUCGAGCUGGAAGAACCUGGUGUUUGCUACCUUUUUUAUUUAUUUUGAUUUAGCUACCUCUGAAACUGGUUAGCUAUAACAUAAGCUAGUGUAUGCAAACACAGGUGUGUGUACUUUUCGGUUGAGCUAGCUCGUUAGUUAACAUCAACCAGACAAAGGUUGCUAUCUGAGCCCGGGGCAAUAAACUCAUGUAGUGCGAGCUGGUAGCCAGGUAAUGUAACAUAGCAUUGUUAGAUAAAGGGAGACUUCUUACUCAUCGUAAAAUUAGGCCACAAAACAGAAAGCACAAAUGUAUUAACAGUGAUGGGCAUUGCUUCCCCCAGCCAGACUGGUUGAUUGAUUAUGUGAUCGCUGGUCAAUUAGAUAGCGUUUGUGUCGAUAUACCUCAGGAAUUUCUGGACCCGACGGACAGUGUUUUCGAUCACACUGCUGACGUUAUACUUUUGGGUUUCUGUCGUGACCUAACGUUACCUACCUCACUAAAGCCAAUAAUGGUGAUUCCACGACAAUAGUCUAAUAGCAAGCUAAAUAACACUGCUCCUGUUAUUAUAUAGCUAACAAGAUGGCUGCUAGCCAUAUCAGACAUGGUUUACAUUCUCUGUUGCAUGUUCUACAAGCAAGGAACAGAGUCACAACCAUGCCUGCAUAGAAUACUGAAGUCAAGCUCUCGGUUCAUGUAUAUGUAAUGCAUGCAACGCUCAAAGCGAGUACAGUAUUAGACAUAGCUCCCAAACGAACCCUUCUGAUAGGGGUUUGAAAUAGAAUGGCAUUCCAUGGUACAGGCCUGCAGCAGACAGUAUGUGGUAACCUGUUCCCCGGAUCUGAGUUGGGGCAUAACAAGUAUUUUUGCGUCAACACCUCAACUGGAUCCACUUCCACGGGCCUCAGUGCAACUCCAAGUCUAACUGGACCCACUGCCCCUGCGGGGACACCUCGACACCCGACGUCUCUUGGGGGAAGCACCGGUGGUGGGGCCGCUGUACCACAGCCUCAUAGUAGUCCUGCCAGUGAAGUGCCAAGCCCCGCUGAGAUGGAGCCUGAUCGACCUAUCGGUUAUGGCGCAUUUGGUGUGGUCUGGUCAGUGACAGACCCUCGUGACGGGCGUAAGGUAGCCCUGAAGAAGAUGCCCAAUGUCUUCCAGAACCUAGUCUCCUGUAAGAGGGUCUUCAGAGAGCUGAGGAUGCUCUGCUUCUUCAAACACGACAACGUGUUGUCAGCGCUGGACAUUCUGCAGCCUCCGCAGAUCGACUGCUUCGAGGAAAUCUACGUGAUCACUGAGUUGAUGCAGAGUGACCUCCACAAAGUCAUCGUGUCUCCCCAGCCCCUCACCACCGACCACAUCAAAGUGUUCCUCUACCAGAUCCUCAGAGGGCUGAAGUACCUGCAUUCUGCUAGCAUCCUGCACAGGGACAUCAAACCUGGGAACCUGUUAGUCAACAGCAAUUGCCUGCUCAAGAUCUGUGACUUUGGGCUGGCACGUGUGGAGGAGCCGGACCAGUCUCGUCACAUGACCCAGGAGGUGGUGACUCAGUACUACCGGGCUCCUGAGGUGCUGAUGGGCAGCCGCCAUUAUGGCUCUGCCAUAGACGUCUGGUCGGUGGGAUGCAUCUUCGCCGAACUACUGGGUCGACGCAUCCUGUUCCAGGCCCAGAGCCCCAUACAACAGUUGGACCUGAUCACUGAUCUGCUGGGUACCCCUCCUCUCUCUGCCAUGGCAUCUGCCUGUGAGGGGGCCAGAGCUCACAUCCUGAGAGGACCUCACAAACCGCCGUCACUCUCUGUGUUAUACAUGCUGUCGGACGGGGCGACCCACGAGGCCGUGCACCUGUUGUGUCGUAUGCUGGUGUUUGAUCCGGCCAAACGGAUCUCGGGCAGCGACGCCCUCUCCCACCCCUACCUGGACGAGGGCCGUCUGCGCUACCACACGUGCAUGUGCCAGUGCUGCUACUCUGUGCCCAGCGGGCGUGUGUACACGCGUGACUUUGAACCGCCCGCCGACCGCAACUUCAGCCACAGCUACGAUAACAGCCUGCUCUCUGUCUGGCAGGGCAAAGAGCUCAUCCAUCACUUCAUAACAGAGCACCAGCAGGGGAAACGAGUGCCGCUGUGCAUCAACCCGCAGAGUGCUGCCUUCAAGACCUUCAUCAGGUCUACUGCGUGGCAUUCCUCCAAAGUCUCCAGGAAGGAGGAGAGAUGAAGGGGAGUGUCGUUCAUGUACAAGAGGAAUCGUGGGAAAUUCAGUUUGAUAAAAAGAACAAGACAAGCUUUGGUUCAUAUACUAGAGAGAGGCUUGGGUUUCUCUAGAUGAAGGGGAGGUGUGAAUGAAACCGUACGCCAACCUCUCCCGAGAGAAGAACGGUGUCUGUCAGAGGAAAUGCUCACUUUUAUUAAAGACUACAUUUCCCUUCAAUGAAAACUACAGUUCCCAACUAUGAAAAUGGCUAUUGACACUGGGGGAAGACUUGAGGACACCAACGCUAUAGGCAUUUCUGAAAACUAAAAUGUGCUGCUGAAUUUUAAAAAAGGAAUAAAAGAAAGAGCGAAGACUGGUAGAAGAGGAAAAUUAUUGGAAACAUUUAUUACUAGAAGAGUUGAGGUUGGUUGUGUUGUGCUCCAACGUGGAUGGCGGAGACAAAGGAAUAGCUGUUUUAUUAUUUAUGUUGAAUAAUUGUUCUGCUCUGUUAAGUCAUUCCAGCCGCGUGCAAUAUGAUGAAAAGCAACGUGCUCCUGGCGAUACCAUACUCUCUUUACCUGUGCGCUCAGUGACUUAGGCAUGUUAAUGUCACAUUGAUGACCCUACCUUUUUAAUCAUUGAUUUCUAUUGAUUUGGUUUGAUAGUUUCACUGGACCCAUUCUCAAUAUCUUCGGUAAACUGGUCUUAGAUCUGCGCUACAAAUGCAACCUCUGGCCUUGAGCGUGGCUCCGUGCUACUUUUGAAUCUUCCCUCCCAAUCUGCCCUUGUCCAUAAGACCAAAACAUUUAAGACAACAAAUUGACCGGGUUCUUUGAUUGGGUGGGGCCACAGCAGGGGAGGAGCUUCUGGGACUCGAGGUAGAUGGAGCCUCGCCCAUGUUUUUAAUAUCAUAUUAUUUUAUAUUUUAAUUUAUUGUUUGAUUUAGCUUCUCUGAGUGGCAGUUUGAGCUUGAGCACAUGUUGUGCCCAUGUACUGAGUAGUCAGCCAUUUCGUUGUGUGUGUGUGUGUUCACGUGUGUAGAGUUUAAGGGAAUGUGCAGUUUUCUACUUCAAUGAUCUCAUUACCUCAAAACAGUUGGAGUCAAAAAGGGAACCCAGAGAGUCUACUGGGUAAAGUGUACAUAGAUCCAACUCAACUACUACGUACUGUAACGUGAUGUCAUUCCUUUGUACUAAAUCACUGUCCUUAAACUCUCCGUCACUCGCCUCCUUUCUCCCUCUUGGAGAGAGGUGAGGAGGAUGAGGGACAGGUGGCAGGAAGAACAGCUUGUUGAAAUGUGUUGGUGAAAUGCUGCUGUGUUUUGGUUUUUCCUUUAUUGGUUUUCCUUUAUCGGUUUAUUUCCAGUUGAGUUCACGGCUCAGGUGUUCCGUUGCAAAGUACUGUGGACCCGACCACGCAAAUACACACCGAUUAUUAUUCACCAAUAACAUUGUGCCUCAAUUUUUUUAUUUUAUUUGACCCACAAAGAGGAACCGCAAAGCUCUGUGCGCUGAAGCUCUGACUGGAGCUAGUACUAACUAAAAAUGAGGCUCCUGAAGACGCCGUACUGUGCUUGAUGGCAUUUCCAUCAUGGCAGUGGUCAGGCCCUUGUCCCACCACUUGAUGGUGCUAUUGGCAGUGUAGGCUAGGGGGUGAUGGGGAUUGCCAAAAUGUUUCACUUAAACCUGCAUGUAUAUUUAUGAUAUUUUUUUAAAGGAAGAGGAUUUGGAUGCAGUGCAAUGGGAGUUGUCGCCAUGGACAAACCUUCCUUGUGGUGAUGUUAAUUAGAUUUUAGGAAAUAUUUUUUGUUUUAAUGUGUUUUUAUUUUGGACUGUUUUGUGAUAUGAUUAAUUUUAAAAGUUUUUUUUGGUUUUCACAACUUGGCUAUUGUCUUUAGUAGAGAGUCCAAGCAGGCUGGGUUUUAGAAGAGCUCACCUGGGACUGUCUCUCUACCUUACACGCUACUUUCUUCACUCUAUCCCCCUCACACUGUCCUCUCGUCUCUGUUUGCCUUUUUAUAGCAGGGUCAUAUUCCCUAGGCACCGAAAAGAAAAGACUCAAACUGUGAGGGACUACUUGAACUUGUCCAAUAAGAAACUUGAUGCAAAAUGUGUUCCUACAGUGUGCACUAAGGAGUAUGACCCAGCUAUGCUUGAGAUAGAAGCCAAAAAGGACAUCUUCCUCGUUGGAGGAGCUUCCUCUGGCAGUUAAAUAGUUUAAAGCAGCUUUUCAUCCUCUCCUUCUUUCCUUUAUUGGCACUGAUAGAAGACAGGUUGAAGCAAUGUAGUAGAGAGAAGCUCAGUUGGGGAUUUGCUUUCACAUGCCCAGUUCUCUUCAGGCCAGGAUCCAUCCCAAAUGGCAACCCAUUCCCUUUCUAGUGCACUACUUUUGAGGGUCCUGGUCAAAAGUAGUGCACUAUAUAGGGUGCCAUUUGGGACGUACACCCCUUACUGAAGGAAAGGAAGCAAGUCUGUAUCCUUCGUUUUGUGCAUCAAUAGGCACGGGAGAGAGACUACACCUGGGAAUGUAGAUGUUAGAAAUACGGGAGAAGAAACUGAUACGUGUGUUUUUGAUUGUUCUGAAUAUGAAACCGAUGUUUUGAAGAAAAAGUUUUUUUUUGUCAUGAUAUUUUAGGAAAAGUCCUUGACUUGUGUUCCUAACAAAUACUUGAAUUUCAUAAGAAAACAACUAGAGUAAAGUAGUGAAUGAAUAAAUGGAUAGUCACUGGAUAAUAUUCCUGUAUGGUGUCUGUCCGCUUAUCGAUGGGGAGGGGGCUCAAAGGGCAACGUUACAUUGUACUGCGUCAGGUUGUUGACUGCUGUUAUUUUUUUUGCCUCGUGUUUUAUUUUGAGGGUUGUUUUUCUCGCGUUCAGAAAGGUUGGUUGUAAUGUCAUUUCUCUCCAACAAUUUUUCAACAGGUUCAAUUUCAACGUGUCUGAUAAUAACUGGCUAUUAUGCCUAUUGCAUUAUAGCCCUAAUUAUGUGAUACUGAGAUAUUAUAAUCAGUUUAUACAUAUGACAAAUGUGUAUUAUCCUUCAGUAAAGUGUUACCCAAUUUAUCACA